This is a messenger RNA of Merops nubicus (carmine bee-eater), 479 nucleotides long. It is a transcript of the gene CLEC19A, whose product is annotated as C-type lectin domain family 19, member A. The annotation marks the transcript as partial. Gene Ontology annotation, molecular function: signaling receptor activity. The record is from RefSeq and is a predicted model, not a curated record. Lineage: Eukaryota; Metazoa; Chordata; Aves; Coraciiformes; Meropidae. The transcript has 4 exons.
CCGUGCCAGAGCCCGUUCAUGCCUACUCCUGCCCGCUCUUCUGGACUGAGUACGAAGGCCAUUGCUACCGGUACUUCCCCGUCAACAAAACCUGGGCUGAAGCUGACCUCUAUUGCGCUGAGUUCUCCAUUGGCAUCAGAUCAGCCAAGCUGGCCUCCAUCCACAGCUGGGAAGAAAAUGUCUUUGUGUAUGACCUGGUGAACAGCCGUGUGCCAGGCAUCCCCACCGACAUCUGGAUGGGACUCAACGACCUGCGGCAGGAGGGCCACUUCGAGUGGACAGAUGGCUCCUCCUACGACUACCACUACUGGGACGGCAGCCAGCCGGACGAUGGGAUCCACUCGGUGCCUGAGGAGGAGGACUGCGUGCAGAUCUGGUACAGGCACAGCAGCGCACUGCGCUCCUGGAAUGACAACGUCUGCAGCAGAGCCUUCCCCUUCGUCUGCAAGAUCCCCUCACUGGCCCUGGACUGACGCUGC